UUUAACUCUUCCUCCAGUAAACUAUCCAGGUAUAUACACGCCAGGGUAUCAACCUUGAUAACCAUGGCGAUCACGAUACCCGAAAGCCUCCAGCCACUGGCUACCAAACUCGUAAUGGGAUGGAUAAACACCCCCCACAGCGUCAAGCUCGCGCUCCCCACAAUGCUGGCCCUCCUCUCUCUCCUCAAAGCCAACGGCCUGCUCUCUCAAGCAGUGCUGAAUAACUUCAUCUCGGACCGGUAUGUGUGGAGUCAAGAGGUAGUACUCGUGACGGGGGGAUCAGGUGGUCUUGGGGAUUUGCUCGUGCGGAAGCUCGCGGCGAAGGGUAUCAAGGUUAUCAGUUUGGAUGUUAUGCCUCCUAGGACUCCUCUUCCUGCAAACGCCUACUUCUACAAGGCUGAUAUCACCUCCUCCGCCAACCUGGCUGAGGUAGCCCAGGCAAUCCGCUCCAAGCAUGGCGACCCGACGGUGUUAGUCAACAACGCGGGCGUGAUGAAGAUCAAGACCAUGCUUGUCGAGAGCGAAGAGGAGAUCCGCCAAGUCUUCGACGUGAACGUGAUUGCGAAUUUCCUACUUAUCAAGGAGUUCCUGCCCGCGAUGAUCAAGCGCAAUCAUGGCCACAUUGUGACUAUUGCCAGCUUGGCUAGCUUUAUUACGGGGGUGCAGAAUGUGGAUUAUUCGUGCUCCAAGGCGGGAGCGCUGGCGCUGCAUGAGGGGUUGGCGCAGGAACUGAGGCAUGCUUAUAAUGCGAAGAAGGUUCGCACUAGUAUCGUCCACCCUACUUACAUCCGGACUGCGUUGAUCGACAAAGUUCACGGACAAGGGAAAUUCAAGCCGCUCCUCCUGGAGCCAGAGCCAGUAGUUGAGACCAUUAUGAACCACAUUCUAUCCGGUAACAGCGGUCAAAUAUUUUUGCCUGGCCGUUAUUCGGUUGGAGCCGCCCUGCGGGGUUGGCCUGCGUGGUUGCAGGAGGCUGUUCGGAGCACUCAGCAAAGUGUUCUCGCUCAUUAAGUAGCAGGGAGAGACGUUUUGUUGCAAGAUGGAAGGAGUAAUAUCAAGCUAUCUAAUGUAUAUAUUCUGUAUGGCAUAGCGUGGUAUAAAUAACAUACAAUUAUUCGCC
This is a messenger RNA of Pseudogymnoascus destructans, 1120 nucleotides long. RefSeq lists its product as uncharacterized. The record is from RefSeq and is a predicted model, not a curated record. The coding region runs from base 64 to 1011 and encodes 315 amino acids. NCBI's taxonomy places the organism in Eukaryota, Fungi, Ascomycota, Leotiomycetes, Thelebolales, Thelebolaceae. Gene Ontology annotation, molecular function: oxidoreductase activity, acting on the CH-OH group of donors, NAD or NADP as acceptor. The transcript is spliced from 3 exons.